Molecule: messenger RNA, 1500 nt
Organism: Stylophora pistillata
Lineage: Eukaryota; Metazoa; Cnidaria; Anthozoa; Scleractinia; Pocilloporidae
Product: steroid 17-alpha-hydroxylase/17,20 lyase pseudogene
Source: RefSeq, a predicted model, not a curated record
AUGUUGGAAGGACUGGCAUGGGUCUGUCUGGCAGUAAUCAUAGUUAAACUGAUCGUCGAUCGCUUUACUGCCACCAAAAAUCUUCCACCUGGACCAUUUCCUUUCCCGAUCCUUGGUAACGCGCACAAAUUGGCUGCUGAUUCACGCCACGUUGACCUCAUGAAACUGGAAAAACAUUAUGGCAAAGUGUUUCGUUUGUAUCUCGGUAGCCAGCUCGUAGUAGUCGUUAGCAGUGGAGAAGCCCUAAAAGAAGUUCUCGUCACAAAAUCGGCCGAUUUCGCUGGACGUCCGAAUCUCUACACGUCACAGGUUUAUUCCAAGGGAAAGGCAAUCGCACUGGCGGAUUAUUCUCCGGAAUGGCGGCUGCAUCGUAAGAUUGCAGUCUCUGCGCUCAAGAUGUACAGUAACAACAGAAUAAACCAAGGAUCCGUAAUCAACGAGGAAUUUGACCUGCUGUUAAAAAGAAUCCACGCCAGAAAUGGUCAAUCACACGACAUCACAAGAGAGAUACGACUGGCUGUGACGAAUGUGGUUUGUGCCGUGGUGUUCGGUUCGAGAUUCGAGCUCGACGACCCGGAGUUCACAAAGUUCUUAGAUAUCACCAACGCUCUAGCGAAGAUGGUUGCUGCUGGGAGCAUUGUGGACGUCUUUCCUUGGCUCAGUUGGAUCCCAUUCAAGUCUCUGCAGAAUCUCAGAGAGAAAUGCAAGGAGCGAGACGAACUGCUAGGAAAGAUAUAUGGAGAACAUGUGGAGGCGAACAGAGUGUUACAUCCACAAGACCUGACAGAUUCAUUACUGAAGGCAAGAAAGGAUGCUGAAGAAGAAUCCGAAGUCAAAGGAUUCCUCACCGACGAGCACCUUAUUAUGACCAUGAGCGACAUCUUUGUUGCUGGAAUGGAGACCUCUGCAAGCACCCUGUGUUGGGCGCUGAUAUACCUGAUUCACAACCCUGACGUGCAGCAGAUGCUGCAUCAAGAGCUGGAUCGUAUCAUUGGUCCGGAUCGUUUGCCUGAACUAGGAGACAAGAAGAAUCUUCCGUACUUAGAGGCGACCAUUACAGAAACUCUGCGCAUCUCGUCUCUUCUACCUUUGUCAGCUCCCCAUAAGGCAACAGUGGACACCACUCUACAGGGAUACAGUGUUCCCAAGGGAACUACAGUUCUAACUAAUCUCUGGUCCAUCCACCACGAUCCAGACACCUGGGACGAACCACACAGCUUCAGGCCUGAGAGGUUCCUAGAUGAAAAUGGUAAUUUCGCUGCACCAACAUUUGACCGUUUUCUACCGUUUUCUGCUGGGCGCCGUGCUUGCUUAGGAGAGCCCUUGGCACGGAUUGAGCUCUUCCUGGUCCUCGCACGUUUGUUGCACAGCUUCAGGUUUGAGAAUCCGCCCGGCUUUGAUCUUCCCAGCGUUGAGCCCAUUGUGGGAAUCGUUUUGAUACCACAGCCGUUUAAAGUCUGUGCUCUGAAAAGAAGGGAUGUCACACUUUCCAAGUCAUGA